This is a messenger RNA of Cuscuta campestris, 3969 nucleotides long. The record is from the annotation of a GenBank genome assembly. Lineage: Eukaryota; Viridiplantae; Streptophyta; Magnoliopsida; Solanales; Convolvulaceae.
AUUCUCUCUAAACUCCCUUGUAAAAGCACCCGUGCAUUCUCUGUUAUAAUAUAAAUUGGGCUACAGGUGUUCCACCUAAAGUCCUACCGGUCACUUUGCGUGUUUUUACCUUUCUUACUUUACCAAAUAAAGCAAACUAUUCUAGACCCGGUCUAGUAUAGUUUGACUAGUCAAGUAAUUUACACCAUCAUUUUGGUGCCCAUCGUGGGGCCGUUAAGGUUUCUUCUCCUCUAAACACAAACCUACCCACAAAAAAACCACUCAAAAAUCUUCAAGCCAACAAAUCAAUGCUACUUCCGCUCAGGUGUAAGCCACCAAUGAAGGUACCAGCAUCCCCAUGGCUGCUACCCUACCGGCCAUUUCUACUCCAGUUUUUCCGUUGGGUCUAAGUUCGGCCCCAACACCCAGCAUGGUCAGCCCAUUCACGACCCCUGUCCCUUCUGCUGGACCAAGGGUCACAUUCUCACCAAGCAUGACUCAGUUCAUGAACAAUCCGGCCAACCUGCAGGCCAUCUAGGGCUUUGGCUAGGUCAUGGCCAUGUGCCAACAGAAUGGGGGGAUGCCUUUUCUCUCUGGUAUGUUCCCGUUCGCUCUUCCAGGCGCGGGAACCAUGCCCCUACAAGCUCCAAUGGCGGUGUCUCCCUUCCAGACGCCAGUGCCGCAGCCAUCACCUUUCCAGCCGCAGCUGGUCAGCACCGUAGCCCCUAUCAACCUGAAUGAUGCGCUUAACGCUGCAAGGCCGUCGCGUCCCCCGCAAGGUACGAAUCCACAGAUUACUCCUGAUGGUCACUGCGUCUCAGUUGAGAGCGGAGACGAGGAGUGGGACAUUCCGAGGGCCCACAAGAAGAAGAAGAAGGGGAAAGCCGUCCGGCCAGCCACUUCCCGAUACUCCGCCUUCGAAAGCCUAGGGGACAGGGAAGAGGGCCAGAGGAAAUCAGCCAAGCUGAGGCUGGGGCAGAGCGUUCGUCCGGUUAGGCGAAGGGAGGGAGGCCGAGCCUGCCCGUACCCAGCGCUCCCAGUCGAACCGGCAGGAGCUCGCGAGGACGAGGGUCUCCCAUCAAGAAGAGGAAGCUGAGAGCCAGCCUAGGGGACCGGUGGCUAACCGGCUGACUGUCCCAAAUGAUCGCAUCCAGCAAAUGGAGGCAAAACUGGAGAGGCUGGCAAAAAGAGUAGGGGAAAAGAAUGACUGGGACAAACCCCACACUAGGUCCCCGUUCACUACAAGGGUUCAUCUAACACCUUUCCCGCGAAAGGUCAAGAUAGACGCCACAAGAUUCACCGGGAAAGAAGACCCAGAAAUCCAUCUGGAUUCUUUCAAUCAGAGUGCAACCAUGAACGGUUGCACAGACGAAGAAAAGUGCCUCCUUUUCUUCCAAACCUUGCGGAACCGGGCUACUGAAUGGUUCAAUAAGCUUCGUCCAGGAAGCAUUGAUUCAUUCAGCGACUUGGCUUCAAAAUUCUAGGUCAAGUUCCAGGAGAAUUGUACUAAGAGGAAGAAAUUCACCUAUCAUAGUACAGCCGGGCAGAGGGAGUCUGAGAACCUUACUCAGUUCCUUACCCGGUUAAAGGAAGAGGUAGACAAGGUGGAAGAGAUGGAUGACAAGACCGUCUUAUCUCUUCUCUUGAAUGGCUUACGUGCCGGGGAACUAUACAAGGAGUUUUGCCGGAAACCCCCAGCCACGUACCAAGAGACCUACCACACUGCAUGGGAGUUUGCUGAGGCUGAAACUCAACUCCGGGCGAGGAAAGAAGCUGAGCAUGGUUUCAAACCCAAGCCAGUGCAAGUCAAGAAGGAAGAAGCACCGGUACCCAGCCGGCCAAGGCAUCACUAUGACCCGGUCGUCCGCGUGGUCAACACAGAAGAAUGUCAAGAGAUCAGAAAAGCACCGGUCAUUCCUCCGGAAAACCCUACCAAUCAAACAAGACGGAAAUGGUCGGGCACCUAUUGUUCGUACCAUAGGUCAGAUUCCCAUAACACUUCAGAGUGCAAGAGUGUUAAGGGAGUCAUCCGGCAAAUGAUAGACAGCAGGGAACUGGGCAAAGAUUAUUUGCAGAAAGCUCAGGAGAAGAACCACCAAUGGGUUAGGCCAGCGACCCAGGGAAACAACCAGAACAAUGACCGGCGGAGGAACAACCGGGCGAGGGAGCAACAACCUGCCCCUGACAAAGAGCUUAUUGGAAUGAUCUUCGGCAGACCCGAAGGCGGAGAUUCAGCCGCGCAGCGGAAGAAUUGGGUUCGCAGCAUUUCUGUUGGUGAGGUAAGUGCUGAACCGGCCAGGCGAAAACAGGCCAAGAGGGAACCGAUCGUCUUCACUGAUCGGGACCUCCCACCUACCGGUGAAGACCACAAUGAUCCAUUGGUUAUCACCAUGGACAUCAAUGGGGUAGAUGUUGCCCGGGUACUUGUUGACACCGGUAGUAGUGUCAACAUCCUGUACUUGGAGACAUUCCAAAAACUCAGGUUGUGUCGGACACAACUUGAACCCCUCAAAACCCCUCUCUCGGGCUUCACGGGAGAUACCGUGGAAGCUGAAGGGUCCAUAGUUCUACCGGUCGAACUAGGAUCGGGCGAGAAGACCGUAUGGAAGAAGAUGCGGUCCAUCGUUGUGGACAUCAAAUGCAUCCACAACACAAUCCUUGGAAGUCCAGACAUCAAUAGAGUCGGGGCGGUGAUUUCCAUGCCUCACCUAUGCAUGAAGUUCCACACUCCAGGUGGCGUGGGUGAAGUAAAGGGCGACCAGAGGAACGCCCGGGAAUGCUAUGCCCGGGCAGUCAAAAAUAUGACCAAAGGGGUCAACGUGAUCUCCCAGGAAAUCACAAAGGGAGAGACCUGGGAGAAACUUGAACCUGAGGCCGAGACGGUGGAGAUUGAACUUCACCUGGGUGAUUCUUCCAGGAUGGUCAGAAUUGGAGCAAAUCUCCCAGAAGAUCUCAAGGCAGAGAUUACACGGGUCCUCCAAGAAUACGCGAGCAUAUUCAAAUGGAGCGUGGCGGAUAUGCCCGGAAUAGAUCGCUUUGUUAUUUGCCACCGGUUGCCCGUGAGAGAGGGAAGCCGACCGGUACUCUAGAAGAAGCGGUACCUGGCUAGUGACCGGCGAGACUUCGUCAGGAAGGAGGUGAAGGACCUGUAACACCCCAAUCCGUAUAACCCGGAAUUAUACGAAUUAAGGUGAAACGAGAGUUAAAUAAAAAUUUCGCUUGACAUUCGAAAAUGACAAUUACUUAUAAAUAUUAAAUUUACAGACUCUGGAUCGCGACCCAUUUAAAAAAUAUUUUCAGAGUAAUGCGGAAGUACAAUAAUAAUCAAAUCAUGACACAUUUAAAAAUCUGAUGAUCAACAUUUGCCUGCCAUCCUUGCAUCUCCUCUAACUCAAUGCCCUCCGGGAGUGGUUCCAUCAUUGUCUUCUUGUUACCUACGUGUAGUCAACGAAAAAUACAAACUACACGCUCAGCGAAACCGCUGAGUGGUACCACGCUAGAAUUGUAGAAUGAUUCUCAGACAUAUACAUAUACAUAUAUAUAUACGUCCACAAAAUGUAUAGUAACAUUCAUGAUAUGACACAUAUUAUCAUAUGGUCAAUUUGAUGAAUCAUGAUGAUAAAUAUUUAAUGAUAAUUACCUGAUGGCAUAUUUAAUCAACAUAAUUAUUCUUGAUGAUGAUUACAUGACACCUAUGUAAUCAAUAUAAUUGUUCUUGAUGAUCAUUACAUGACACCUAUGUAAUCAAUGUACUUGAUGAUGAUAACAUGAUUUCACAUUUAAUCAAUUUGAUUGUUCCUGAUGAUGGUAACAUGAUGCAUGAUCCUAUAACUUGCAAGGAUACCCUUACGCUAUGAGAUUCGCCCAUUUGGUACGACGAACUCACGCGGCCUUAGUCUCACGAAUGAGGUGAGACUUGAAAAAUAGGGGUGGUACUCGAAACCUGAAUACCAUGUACGUACACUAAGCCCGGAACAGGUGAUGUUGGAC